Macadamia integrifolia is the source of this 840-nucleotide messenger RNA. RefSeq lists its product as uncharacterized. Lineage: Eukaryota; Viridiplantae; Streptophyta; Magnoliopsida; Proteales; Proteaceae. Bases 1 to 840 code for a protein of 279 amino acids. The transcript has a single exon. The record is from RefSeq and is a predicted model, not a curated record.
AUGAUAACACAACCAAAACCUUUGCCUCUACCACCACCUCCACCCUUAUCCAAUUCUGGACCAUCUACCACUUUGACAGAAGAUGCUGAAUCGAACAGUGAGGAUGUCUUUGUUGUAGCUGAUGAGUUUGAAGACCAACUAAACCACUCUAAAGCUUUAUCCCUUGCUGGUCUUGUCUUAGUUGGAAAGCCGUAUAGAAAACAAGCCAUUACAGAGGCUUUGAUAUCAGCUUGGAACACCAGCCAUCCCGUCAUUGUCUCUCCCAUCAAGAAUCAUACAUAUCUCUUUCGAUUUGAACAUGCAAUGGACGUUCAGAAUGUGCUCACUAAUGCUCCUUGGUCAGUGGCGGGAAAUUUGCUUAUCCUGGAACGAUGGAAGCCAGCCCGAGAUUGGUCUUUUGCAUAUACUGAUAUUUGGGUCCAAUUUCAUGAAAUCCUUGAAGAGUUGCAGGAUUACAAAUUGGUUUCCCGUUUGGUGAUGAAAGUUGGAGAUGUUUCCAGAUUAAUGGACAUUACUGGGGUUCGAUCAGGCAAGCGUCUUCAAUACUUCAAAGCUCGUCUUAAACUUGAUGUUCGUAAGCCAUUGAAAGACACUAUACAAAUCCGUAGACGCAGUGGGGAGAAACACUCAGUUGAUUUAAGGUAUGAACGUCUACCAUUGUUCUAUUAUUAUUGUGGUCUCAUUGGCCACAAUGAACGGUGUUGCCAGACCUUAUUCGAAGAUGAGCAGAAGCAUAAGCUUACACACCAAUGUCCUCAUGGUACUUGUCCAUCCUUCACCUACUGCCACUUCCAACCUUAUUUGAGAUGCCCUACACCAGAUGCAAGAUUGUUGGAGUAG